Plasmodium gonderi is the source of this 1326-nucleotide messenger RNA. Its product is annotated as PIH1 domain-containing protein. The coding region runs from base 1 to 1326 and encodes 441 amino acids. The transcript has 3 exons. NCBI's taxonomy places the organism in Eukaryota, Apicomplexa, Aconoidasida, Haemosporida, Plasmodiidae. The record is from RefSeq and is a predicted model, not a curated record. Gene Ontology annotation, cellular component: cytoplasm.
AUGGACAAAUUUUACGAUAGGUAUUUCAAGGCAGGUGAGAGAAACUUUGAAUUUUCCACUUCCAGCCUGAUCAAUUUAGUGAAAAACGAGAAGACAAUAAAAAUAAGUCCUCAAAAAGGUUUUGUUAUAAAAACAUAUGAUAAAGAUGGUGGAAAAGUAUACUUCAACAUUCUAUCAUCCAGUUUGAUUGCUGAAUUUCAUUUAAAAAAAAUGCCAGACCUAAAUGAUAACGAAGGAUUGAGAAUUCCUUUAAGUAUUGGGGAGGAAAAACAGAAAGAAGAUAAAAAGGGCAACAAAUACAAAACUUAUGACAUCGUUCUUAAUUCCAGUGUUGUUUCACAGUGUAAAAAAAAUGUGGAAUUAAAAAAAGUUAUUGCUGAAUUGGUGCAGGUAGCUAUCAAAAAUAAGUACAAAAUGGACACUUGCACCAACUUAUUUUUUUUUCCUGAACAUAAGUACAAAGGAAGUACACCAGAUGACCAAUACAUAAAGGACGACCAACAGCACAAGUUUAAUGUAGUGCAGGAGGAGGUGAAGCAAGACGAACAAGAGAACAGUGGAGGAGGUAGAAACAAAGGAACUGGUGAUUAUUUGCCCGAUUGUCUCAACAAUCGAAGCAACAAUAAUGAGAUGAAAGACCUGUUGAACAAAGAAGAUAUUGAAAAUUUCCUAUCUGUUAAGAAACCAGAGUGGGACAUGUGGUUUGUUGAUAAAAAGACACUAGAGGAAAGGCAUAGAAAACUGACUAAGUUUUAUGUACCCUAUUUGCGCACAUUCCCAAUGAAAGAUAAAAUUGAUUGCUUUGAUUUUAAACCCCCUUUUUUAAAUUCCAAUAAAAAUAAAAAAAAUAAAAAAAUAUCAAAGAACGAAAAUUUCAAAUCCUUUUUGAAUGAUUACAAUAUCGAAUUAGAUGACGAAUUUUUACGUUACCAGCAGGUGAUAAACACAAUAUGUGUCAUUCAAAUUCAGCUCCCUUUUUUCGUCCUAGCCCAACGCAAUGGCAGAAAUGAGGAUGAACCGUUUUUCGUCCACCAUUUAGUAAAUCUGUACAUAAGCGAUGAGCACCUGGGUGUAUUUUUUAAGAAAUCUCCUGUAUUUCCACCAGGACACAAUCCUCCGUACAAGAAUUUCAAUAUACGCUUUCCUUUUUAUUUUGAAUCAUCAAAAGCGAUAUCGCAUUAUUUGGAAAAAUAUCACCUCUUAAAUAUCAUCAUACCAGUGAACAAAAGUUCUGCUAUUUGCGAAAUAUUUAACGGAAAUCUUCUAAACAAAGAUGAAGGUACAUCAUCAGAUGUUGCAGAAUCGAGUGAUAAUUCUAUAUUUUAA